AUGGCGAUGGAUCCCCUAAGCAGGAUGCUUAACUCCAUGUUUCCCAAACUCGAAAUUAGUCGGGAAGAUCCCAAUAUGUUGACAUACUCCACCAAUCAUUUCUUCUUUAUUGACGAUCUGAAAAUAGUUGCCCUCAAAGAAGAUGUGUUAGUCAAAAUGAUGGAGGCUGUUAAUGGAUUUUUUGAAAGUGUCGGCCUAGAGAUGAAUUCCGAAAAAUCAGCAUCUAAUGUGGAAUCUUUAUCAUGCUGUGAGACUGUCGAUGGAAUCAACGGAUAUCGCUACUUGGGUGUACUUGAAGAUGGCGGAAGUAAUGUUCUCAAGAAUAAAGUUAUGGACUCCAUAUUGGAGAAUGUCAAGAAGAGGAUAACUAUGUUGUCAAAAACAAACCUGAAUGCUGUAAAUUUGUUUCGUGGAAUCAAUGAAUAUGCAUUAUCCCUAUAUAAUUAUUAUAUUGGGCUAAUCAAUAUUGAACCUUACGAAUUUGAUGAGAUUGACCAACAAAUACGCCGAUUGCUUACGACUCUCAAGUUACACCUCCAGCCUGCAAAUAAGGAGAGGUUGUAUUUGGACCUUUCUUAA
Molecule: messenger RNA, 579 nt
Organism: Octopus sinensis (East Asian common octopus)
Lineage: Eukaryota; Metazoa; Mollusca; Cephalopoda; Octopoda; Octopodidae
Exons: 2
Coding region: 1-579 (192 amino acids)
Source: RefSeq, a predicted model, not a curated record